AUGGUGGACAGAGUGCUGUUAUGGUUCGGACUGGUGGCUCUGGCCACCUCAUAUACUAUACCAGUUUCCCCUAAGGUACAUGAGGUAUAUGAGAAUGGUGAGGAUGAGAACCCCAUCUUAAACCUGGGUUCAGAUGCUAACCUCUUUGAAGGCGACAUUUUACUUCCAGAAGGAAGAAAUGCCCUGAUUGACCAAAAAUACAGAUGGAAAUUUCCAAUCCCUUACAUUCUGGGUGAUGACUUAGAUCUGAACGCCAAGGGCUGCGUCCACCAGGCCUUUGAAAUGUAUCGGCUCAAGUCGUGCAUUGACUUCAAGCCUUACGAAGGAGAGAAGACCUUUAUCAAGUUUGAAAAGAGAGGGGGAUGUUUCUCCAGCGUUGGUGACCAACAGACUGGUCAGAUUCUAUCUUUGGGCUCAGGCUGUGACCACAAAGCUGUGAUAGAACAUGAGCUUCUCCAUGCUCUGGGAUUCUACCAUGAACAGUCCCGCGGAGACAGGGACGACUAUAUCGACAUCUGGCUGAAUCAGGUUCUACCAGGACUUGAACACAACUUCAACAAAUACAAUGAUGACUUCAUAACUGAUCAAAACACAGCAUAUGACUAUGAGUCCAUCAUGCACUACAGGCCCUUCUCCUUCAAUAAGAACGACUCCAUUCCCACCAUCACCACCAAAAUCCCAGAGUUCUACAACAUCAUAGGCCAGUACCUCGACUUCAGCAAGAUGGACACUCUCAGGCUCAACAGGAUGUACAACUGCUCUGGUCCUCUAACCCUGCUGGACCAGUGUGCAUUUGAGUAUGCCAGCAUCUGUGGGAUGAUCCAGGCCUCCUCUGAUGAUGCAGACUGGGUUCAUACCAAGAGCACAGUCGGGGCAGAGGAUCACACACUCCUGGGAAAAUGCAGAGAUAGUGGGUAUUUCAUGCACUUCAGCACAAUGAGUGGGACGCCUGAGGAGUCUGCCCUGCUGGAAUCCAGAAUCCUCUAUCCCAAGAGGAAGCUCCAGUGUCUGCAGUUCUUCUACAAGAUGACUGGAAGUCCAAAGGACAGGCUGGUGAUCUGGGUCAAGGUGAACGAUGGCACGGGCACCGUUCGAAGAAUGAAGAAAAUACACACUUUUAAUGCGGAUUCUGACCACACGUGGAAGAUCGCCCACGUCCCUCUGGAGGUAGGUGAGAAAUUCCGUUAUGCCUUCCAGGCCGUUCGUGGUGACCCCUCAGCGUCCUCCGGUGGCAUCUACAUCGACGACAUAAGCCUGACGGAAACCCGCUGCCCCAAUGCCGUGUGGAGAAUCCAGAACUUCUCACAAAUCAUGGAGACGGCUCACACCAACACAGUAAUCGACAGCCCUCGCUUCUACAGCCCUGAAGGCUAUGGUUACGGUGUGCGCAUCAUUCCUCUGUCCAGUUACACUGAUUACACAGGGAACUACGCUGGGCUGUACUUCCACCUGGCCAGCGGGGAUAAUGAUGCGGUGAUGCAGUGGCCAGCCAUAAACAGACAGGCCACCUUGGUGGUGAUGGACCAAGACCCUGACAUUAAGAUGAGGAUGUCCUCUGCUCGCAGCCUCACUACUGACAUGAGGAGGACAUCAGAUGGACAAUUGUUGUGGGACAAUCCAUCCAAGGUGGGCUAUCCUGACUCUUCCUGUGGCUGCUUCAGAGGUGAAUCAUGGGGCUGGAGAAACUUUAUCAAGCACUUUGACCUCCGGCGGCGUAGUUACCUCAAGAACGAUGACCUCAUCAUCCUCAUCAACUUUGACGACAUCACAUCACUGAUCAAAACAGAAGUUCCCAUUGAGCCGAAGGAGUAAAGGCACACAUGCUGUUUUACCACAAUGAACUGAAGGUGAGAUAUUUUCAUCUCACCUGUGAACAUUAUAUCACUUGUAUGUACUUAUGAUAAUGAGAAAAUACAAUAAUUGUGUUUUUUUGAAUUUGAAAUGACUGGAAAUGAUUGGAAGA
Hippoglossus stenolepis (Pacific halibut) is the source of this 1963-nucleotide messenger RNA. Its product is annotated as meprin A subunit alpha. The coding region runs from base 1 to 1812 and encodes 603 amino acids. Gene Ontology annotation, molecular function: metalloendopeptidase activity; protein binding; zinc ion binding. Gene Ontology annotation, cellular component: membrane. The record is from RefSeq and is a predicted model, not a curated record. Lineage: Eukaryota; Metazoa; Chordata; Actinopteri; Pleuronectiformes; Pleuronectidae. The transcript is spliced from 13 exons. Gene Ontology annotation, biological process: proteolysis.